Lachnellula hyalina is the source of this 1620-nucleotide messenger RNA. RefSeq lists its product as uncharacterized. NCBI's taxonomy places the organism in Eukaryota, Fungi, Ascomycota, Leotiomycetes, Helotiales, Lachnaceae. The record is from RefSeq and is a predicted model, not a curated record. The transcript is spliced from 3 exons. The coding region runs from base 1 to 1620 and encodes 539 amino acids.
AUGAACUGCUUUAACGUUAUAGUACCUGAUGGUCCUAUGGUCACGGUACAUAAGGGAUGGCGGGUUCCGAGCAGUCGCCAUGGAGCUGCGUCUCCUUUUCUGCCCAUCCCCAUGUGUUCGGGUCAUUCGAACAAAAUAGAUAAAAUGAAAUCUUCAGGGAUUGGACGACAGUUUGAAUUUGUUAAUGCGGUCAAACCGGGACGGAAUAAGGAUCCCGAAGUACGGAAACUUGUACGAACACAUGUGAGAAAUGAACAUGUACGAAAUACACUGCAUCCUAGUCAAGCGCCCCAAAGGAAACUGGUGCCCCAUGUGGCCGAUCCAUUAAACCCUGGAAGUGCGAACCUUCAAAGUUCUGCGUCACUUCUAACUAACCCGGCUUUAUCAGUUCCCAGGGCUGGUGGUCAGGACACUAGCCCUAGAGUUCCACGAAAUAUUGGCUACCCCACAGCUCUUCUUAACUUUGAGUUCCCUAUCGAGAUGAACUCUAGCGUGCAUAUGCUGCUGGAUCAAUAUCUUAUACACGCACCAAGGAGGUUAUAUCCAUUAGAGUCUUGCCUCAGAUCAAAUCCUCUCAGGUCGCCAGAAUGGUUUCAGUACGCGAUAAGAGAUGCUGCAAUGCUCCAUGGCAUGCUAUAUGCAGGUUCUCUCUACCUAGCUCUAUUGGAAGGGAAGACGGGAACGAAGGACUCCAUGCACCAUCUCGGCCACGUUGUCUCCAUAGUUAAAAAACGACUGAAUGAAUCAGAUGGAGGAAUCGAAGACUCAACAAUUGGUGCUAUAUCUUGCUUGGCUUUGGGAGAGGCCAUCACAGGGAAUAAAGAUUUAUGGCAUACUCACAUGCUUGGGCUUAAGCAGAUGAUAAACUCAAGACGCAGUAUCAAUCCGCUACCAGCCCUUCUCCAGGCAAAGCUACGCCGGUCUGACAUAACUGGGGCCAUUGAUUACGCAGCAACCCCGCUACUGGAUUUCGAUCGAUCGAAUAGACCACCCAUCUGGGCUCUUCUCUCUGCGCAGACGAUAGGAAACACUGAUCGAGCGAUGAAAAACGUCCUCACCAAAUGUGGAGUUCAUCCAAAUCUCAUUACCAUCAUGACAGAAUUAGCGUGCUUCUCACAAGCCAUUCACUUCGCAACAGAAGUGUCGGUCUACUUCGACCCAGCUACUUUCUCCGAGGACUUGUAUUGGCUCGAAUACAACUUUCUGGCUUUCGCGGCAAAACUUCCAGAAGGGUCAACAGAGACUGAAACUGACAAAUCCUGUCGACUCGGCGCGCUGCUUAACUUGAAAGCUAUAUUGCAAGAAUUCCCGCACUCCGUAAACGGUUCUUCACUUCUGCUGGCCCAGUUGCGAAAAUCAUUGACUGGAAUCUCGAUGCAAGCAUCUAACAGCCCGCUUCUUCUCUGGCUAUGCCUUGUUGGAGGUUCGCUGUCGGAAACGGAAGAACGAGCUUGGUUCGUGAACUGUCUGGCUCAGAUCAGAACGGUGUCCCUGGUGUCUUCGUUUGAUGAUUUUGAGCUUGAUUUGAGCCGAAUGCUGGGCCUAAAGAAGGUAUUCGGGAAGGCAUUUGAAACACUCUGGAAUGAGACACUGGUUACGAGUGGAACUUUCUUCUCUUGA